Condylura cristata (star-nosed mole) is the source of this 4885-nucleotide messenger RNA. It is a transcript of the gene ERBB2, whose product is annotated as erb-b2 receptor tyrosine kinase 2. Gene Ontology annotation, biological process: cell surface receptor protein tyrosine kinase signaling pathway; positive regulation of kinase activity; positive regulation of MAPK cascade. Lineage: Eukaryota; Metazoa; Chordata; Mammalia; Eulipotyphla; Talpidae. Bases 251 to 4036 code for a protein of 1261 amino acids. Gene Ontology annotation, molecular function: ATP binding; transmembrane receptor protein tyrosine kinase activity. The transcript is spliced from 27 exons. The record is from RefSeq and is a predicted model, not a curated record. Gene Ontology annotation, cellular component: signaling receptor complex; basal plasma membrane.
UCCCAAUCACAGGAGGAGGAGGAGGUGGAGGAGGAGUGCUGCCUUGAGGAAGUACAAGAAUGAAGUUGUGGAGCUGAGAUUCCCCUCCGUCGUGCCCAAAGAGCCAAGAAGAGCCCCCCGAGGCUGCCGCCCACCGCCGCGCGGGGUGCCCUUUCCGGCGCCGAGAGCCGACCCCCCACCCCUCGCCGCUCCCGGCGCCCUCCCAGCCUGGUCCAGCGGGAGCCAUGGGGCCGGAGCCGCAGUGAGCACCAUGGAGCUGGCGGCCUGCUGCUGCUGGGGGCUCCUGCUCGCCCUCCUGCCCCCCGGAGUCGCGGGCACCCAAGUGUGCACCGGCACAGACAUGAAGCUGCAGCUCCCGGCCAGUCCCGAGACCCACCUGGACAUGCUUCGCCACCUCUACCAGGGCUGUCAGGUGGUGCAGGGUAACCUGGAGCUCACCUACCUGCCUGCCGAUGCCAGCCUCUCCUUCCUGCAGGAUAUCCAGGAGGUGCAGGGCUAUGUGCUCAUAGCUCACAGCCAGGUGAGGCAGGUCCCGCUACAGAGGCUGCGCAUCGUGCGAGGCACCCAGCUCUUUGAGGACAAGUACGCCCUGGCUGUGCUGGACAACGGAGACCCGCUCAGCGGCAGCACCCCUGCCCCGGGGGCUGCCCCGGGGGCUACCCCGGGCGGGCUGCGGGAGCUCCGGCUGCGAAGCCUCACAGAGAUCCUGAAGGGAGGGGUCUUGAUCCAGCGGAACCCCCAGCUCUGCCACCAGGAAAAUGUCUCGUGGAGUGACAUCUUCCACAGGAACAACCUGCUUAGCAAGCUGCAGAUAGACACCGACCGCUCACGGACCUGCCAGCCUUGUUCUCGGGCUUGUCAGUUCUCCCACUGCUGGGGACCAGGUUCUGAGGACUGUCAGAACUUGACGAAAACUGUCUGUGCCAGUGGCUGUGCCCGCUGCAAGGGCCCGCUGCCCACUGACUGCUGCCACGAGCAGUGUGCUGCCGGCUGCACGGGCCCCAAGCACUCCGACUGCCUGGCCUGCCUCAACUUCAACCACAGUGGCAUCUGUGAGCUGCACUGCCCAGCCCUGGUCAUCUACAACACCGACACCUUCGAGUCCAUGCCCAACCCUGAGGGUCGGUACACCUUUGGUGCCAGCUGUGUGACCGCCUGUCCCUAUAACUACCUAUCUACGGAUGUGGGGUCCUGCACCCUGGUCUGUCCCUUAAACAAUCAAGAGGUGUCAGCCGAGGAUGGAACACAGCGGUGCGAGAAAUGCAGCAAGCCUUGUGCCCCAGAGUGCUAUGGCCUGGGCAUGGAGCACCUGCGGGAGGCGAGGGCGGUCACCAGCGCUAACAUCAAGAAGUUUAAAGGCUGCAAGAAGAUCUUCGGGAGCCUGGCAUUUCUGCCGGAGAGCUUUGAAGGUGACCCAGCCUCCAACGUUGCCCCCCUCCAGCCUGAGCAGCUCAAAGUCUUUGAUACCCUGGAGGAGAUCACAGGUUAUCUGUACAUCUCGGCAUGGCCGGACAGUCUGCCUGACCUCAGUGUCUUCCAGAACCUACGAGUUAUCCGGGGGCGAGUUCUACAUGACGGGGCCUACUCCCUGACCCUGCAAGGGCUGGGCAUCAGCUGGCUGGGGCUGCGCUCUCUGCGGGAACUGGGCAGCGGGCUGGCCCUCAUCCACCGCAACGCCCGCUUGUGCUUCGUGCACACGGUGCCCUGGGACCAGCUCUUCCGGAACCCCCACCAGGCCCUGCUCCAGAGUGCCAACCGGCCAGAGAAUGAGUGCGUGGGUGAGGGCCAGGCCUGCGACCCACUCUGUGCCCAUGGCCACUGCUGGGGUCCGGGGCCCACCCAGUGUGUCAACUGCAGCCAGUUCCUUCGGGGCCAGGAGUGUGUGGAGGAAUGCCGAGUACUGCACGGGCUCCCCCGGGAGUACGUGAAGGACAGGCACUGUCUGCCGUGCCACGCUGAGUGUCAGCCCCAGAACGGCUCAGUGACCUGCUUUGGAUCGGAGGCCGACCAGUGUGUGGCCUGCGCCCACUACAAGGACCCCCCCUUCUGCGUGGCCCGCUGCCCCAGUGGCGUGAAAGCUGACCUCUCCUUCAUGCCUAUCUGGAAGUUCCCAGACGAGGAGGGCACGUGUCAGCCGUGUCCCAUCAACUGUACCCACUCCUGUGUGGACCUGGACGACAAGGGCUGCCCCGCCGAGCAGAGAGCCAGCCCUGUGACUUCCAUCAUCACGGCCGUGGUGGGCAUUCUGCUGCUUGUGGUCGUGAGUCUGGUCCUGGGCAUCGUAAUUAAGCGACGGAGGCAGAAGAUCCGCAAGUACACGAUGCGCAGGUUGCUGCAGGAAACCGAGCUGGUGGAGCCACUGACACCGAGUGGAGCUGUGCCCAACCAGGCCCAGAUGCGUAUCCUGAAAGAGACAGAGCUGAGGAAGGUGAAAGUGCUCGGAUCCGGAGCUUUUGGCACCGUCUACAAGGGCAUCUGGAUCCCAGAUGGGGAAAAUGUGAAGAUCCCUGUGGCCAUCAAAGUGUUGAGAGAAAACACAUCGCCGAAAGCUAACAAAGAAAUUCUGGACGAAGCAUAUGUGAUGGCCGGUGUGGGCUCCCCGUACGUGUCCCGGCUCCUGGGCAUCUGCCUCACUUCCACGGUGCAGCUGGUGACACAGCUUAUGCCCUACGGCUGCCUCCUGGACCACGUCCGAGAACACCGAGGGCGCCUGGGCUCCCAGGACCUGCUCAACUGGUGUGUGCAGAUCGCCAAGGGCAUGAGCUAUCUGGAGGAAGUGCGGCUGGUGCACAGGGACUUGGCUGCCCGGAAUGUGCUGGUCAAGAGUCCCAACCACGUCAAGAUAACGGACUUCGGGCUGGCCCGGCUGCUGGACAUUGACGAGACCGAGUACCACGCAGACGGGGGCAAGGUGCCCAUCAAGUGGAUGGCAUUGGAGUCCAUUCUCCGACGGCGGUUCACCCACCAGAGUGAUGUGUGGAGCUACGGUGUGACUGUGUGGGAGCUGAUGACGUUUGGGGCCAAGCCUUACGAUGGGAUCCCAGCCCGGGAGAUCCCUGACCUGCUGGAGAAAGGGGAACGGCUGCCCCAGCCCCCCAUCUGCACCAUUGACGUCUACAUGAUCAUGGUCAAAUGUUGGAUGAUCGACUCUGAAUGUCGGCCUCGGUUCCGGGAGCUGGUGGCCGAGUUCUCUCGCAUGGCCAGAGACCCCCAGCGUUUUGUGGUUAUCCAGAAUGAGGAUUUGGGGCCUGCCAGCCCCUUGGACAGCACUUUCUACCGCUCGCUGCUGGAGGAUGACGACAUGGGGGACCUGGUGGAUGCUGAGGAGUACCUGGUACCCCAGCAGGGCUUCUUCUGCCCAGACCCUGCCCCAGGCACGGGGGGCACAGGCCACCGCAGACACCGAAGCUCAUCCACCAGGAGUGGCGGUGCUGAACUGGCCCUGGGGCUGGAGCCCUCAGAAGAGGGGCCCCCCAGGUCUCCGCUGGCUCCCUCGGAAGCGGCCGGCUCUGAUGUGUUCGAUGGUGACCUGGGAAUGGGGGCAGCCAAAGGGCUGCAGCGCCUCGCCCAUGACCCCAGCCCUCUCCAGCGGUACAGCGAGGAUCCCACAGUAUCCCUGCCCCCAGAGACUGAUGGUUACGUUGCCCCCCUGACCUGCAGCACCCAGCCCGAAUACGUGAACCAGCCAGACGUUCGGCCACAACCCCCUUCGCCUUUAGAGGGCCCUUUGACCCCUCGGCCUGCUGGUGCCACUCUGGAAAGGCCCAAGACUCUUUCCCCCAAGACUCUCUCCCCAGGAAAGAAUGGGGUUGUUAAAGACAUUUUUGCCUUCGGGGGUGCUGUGGAGAACCCCGAGUACUUAGCAUCCCGGGGUGGAGCUGCUCAGCCCCAUCCUCCUCCGACCUUCAGCCCAGCCUUUGACAACCUCUAUUACUGGGACCAGGACCCAUCAGAGCGGGGUUCUCCACCCAGCACCUUUGAAGGGACUCCUACGGCAGAGAACCCUGAGUACCUGGGCCUGGAUGUGCCAGUGUGAGCCAGAAAGGCCCAGUCCACUGAGGCUCCGUUGUACCCUCAGGGAGCAGGGGCCUGACUUCCUGCCCGCCUGCCUCAGGACAAGGCUCGAGAGGAGCCUGCCGCCAGGAGUCUUCCUUCCUAUUGGGCCUGAGUGGCUGAGAGGUACCCAGACUGGUUGGAAGGUGGAGCCUGCCGGGGAGUCCCAAUCCAUCCUGAAGCCUUGUGCCACUUGACUCUAGGCUCCGAUGGAGACCACAGCCUGUCCUCCUGAGGGAACAGCCUCGCCGGCUCUCUUCCAAAUCCUUGGCACUGACAGACUUAGAGAAGCCGGGCCUAAGAGGAGGAGACGCCCCACCGGAGGCGAGGAACAAAGUAACCCACCCAGACUGUCCCUGAGGCUCGGCUCUGCCCCUAGAAGUCAGGGGCAGCAGUGCCCUGACCCAGCCUUGUACAGAGUGUUGUUUUGUUUUGUUUUGUUUGUACUUUUUUUAAAAGAUGAAAUAAGGACUCAGGAAGAGUGGGUAUUGUGGAAGGGGUGUGGGUCCCUGGACUGGGAAAGGGACGUCCCUUCUCCAUACUUACUUUCUCCACUUGCAAAUAUAUUUUGGAAAACAGCUGGACACCAGCUUAUGCCUUGAGGGUGGCAAUGCCAUCUCCUGCCUUAGCAGCUCAUCUCUUCCUGGAGGGAGUGGGUAGGGAUCUUCAAGAAGCUUAGGUGUCCGGGCUUCUGGGUUGGGGAAGUCCAGGAGUUGGGAUUCUGAGCUGAGAGUCCUUCACAACCACCAUUUUUGCUCAGAAAAAAGAGGUCCCUGAGGCCCCACCAGAAUGGGGUAAUUUCCUCCUUGUAGGGCAGGGGUUGGAGGAGGGA